This is a messenger RNA of Penicillium manginii, 1467 nucleotides long. RefSeq lists its product as uncharacterized. Lineage: Eukaryota; Fungi; Ascomycota; Eurotiomycetes; Eurotiales; Aspergillaceae. The coding region runs from base 1 to 1467 and encodes 488 amino acids. The record is from RefSeq and is a predicted model, not a curated record. The transcript is spliced from 3 exons.
AUGACCGAGGCCGAUGCUCUGCGUGUCGUGGGCAGAGCUCUGGACAAAGUGAGAAUGAAAUCCCGAGACACCACUGCCUACGAAAUGGAUACUGCAUCCAUUGACAAAAGUUGGAUUGAUGCCACUCUGUACGGUGGCGGCGAUUCUGACAAUCUAAGCCCAUCCACUGAGAUUGUCUGUAACACUUGCUACAUCACGGGCUCGGUUACUGGCGAGUUCAGCUUCACCGAUGGGUUCAACUUAACAAAUGCCGUGAAGGACAUAAAGAGUGAUGUUGAGACGACUAUAGAAGACGAGUAUAAUAAGCUGAAACAGAACCACUCUAUCAUUGAGAUCAUUACAUCCUCGGAAAACGAUCCAUUCUCAUUGAACGUCGAUCUUGAUUUGAAUAUAGACAAUUUUACUGGUUUUGCAGACGCGAAAGUUCAUUUCGAGCUUGACAAUCUGGAAAUCUAUCUUGAUAUUGAUACUAAGCUGCCAGGCCAUGCUUUCACGCUCAACCUUUUCACCUCGCAGACUCCCGUGGGCUUCAAAAUCCCAGACCUAAACGUGGGGGCCGUUUUCAGCGUUGAUCUUAUUCUUAUCCCCGAUGCGGAUAUUCAUAUCGAAAGUGGAAUUCAUAUCAAACUAGAUGAUGGCGUCGCUUUUGACAUGCAACUGUUCGACAAGGAUAUUGCAAGUACCACAGUUCCUGGGGCUCAAUACGAGUUCCUGCCUCUCACAAUCAAAGUGAAUGGGGGCUCGCUUCGAGCUGUUAUAAGACUUCAGAUCAGCCUAGGAGUUGAAUUGGCCUUACCUUCUAUCUUGAGCGAUCUCGAUGCUAGCGUUGGCGUCGUAACUGAUGUUUUUGCCUAUGUCGCCGAUAUCUCCAUGAAUGUUGACAGUGGCAAAAGCUCUGAACCCAAUGAAUGUGACAUUUCGGCUGAUCUUGAAUACACGCUUGCCGUCGGAGCAGCAGCCGGCGCAACGCUUGCGAUAGAUUCCCAUGGAUGGGGCCCCGAUUUCACCUCAACAGUUCCGAUAUUCACCACUACAUUGGCAAGUACAUGUGCGAAAAGCCAGACAGAAACAAGCACCACCCAAUUUACUCAAAGCACUUCAACGUCAACAGACUGGCUUGAUGCGAUAGGUCUUCGAGAUAUCGCCACCAACACAGUGCAGACAUACACAAUUACCCGAUGUGCCUCAACUGGACUAGUCGAGUGCCCUAUCAGUCUGCAGACUACCAUUGUUCAAAAGAGCACAGGGACAUCUGCUGGAACCACAGGAACGUCUGUUCCCAGUACGAUUGCAUUUGGAACAAACGUAGCCAAGGUAGCUGCCACCACGGGCGCACCAACUGCGUACUCUACAAAUCAUAGCGUUCUUCAUGGCACCACGAACGGAACCAGCAACAAGCUUAUAAUUGGCCUGAGCGUUGGGCUUGGAGUUCCCUUUCUUGUCGCCUUAGCCGCGGGAAUCUGGUAA